GUAGCGAUGCGUGGUGAAAUAGUGCAUCUGUUGCUUCGAAAACGUGAAUAAUCGUGGAUUGUGGUAUGAUGUAGUUAAUAAUAUCGAAAUUUUGUUGAAAUUAUGCGGAAUUUUUAUCCGCGAUCAUGGUUGAUCACUCGUACCGAAUGAACGGAGAGGUUAAUACACCGCUUUCUUCCGGCUUCGCCGAGAAGGUACAUCACGACUGGGUAAAAUCAGAAAAUCCCGAGACGAUUAUGACGUGCAAACAAACGGACGACGUGUUGAUUUUCCCUAAUAAAAAUCUUUGUUGCCGUUCGACCAGUAACAAUGUGAUUUUCAGUUGGGACUUCCAAAUUUUGGCGAACGGUAAGCAGUUGCAAAGAGUAGUAUUAACAUUGGAUCAGAAUCGCAGAAAUUUUGCAAUCAGAUCUGUUCUGCAUAAUAACGUUAGUAUUGGGAUCACGAAUGGCCAAGAAUGGUAUAAUUCAGAAUUAAACGAGUCGAAUACAAGUGGAAAGUCAACGAAGAAAAUGCAUUAUUUUGUUAAAAUUUGCUUUGUUGCUAAUAGAUAUGGCACGUAUCGCCAAAAUGUUAUCUUUUACUUUGGAGAUUAUCCUGUGAUACUCCAAAGGAUUUGUAUGGAUUGUUUGCCAACCGAAGAUUUUACAAGGAUUCACGAAGCAACAAAUUAUCAAUUCUCUCAGAAUCCAAAAACAUGGAAUAACGAAACGUCACAAAUUUGCUGGUUUGAGUCACCUUUUGUGUCCGCAAAAGAUCCAAAGGAGGACAAACUGUCGGUGAUCUAUCCUUAUCCCGAUAGAAGCAAUUUCAUCCUGACUCAAGAGUCUCUUACCGACAAUUGUUUGACACCAGAGAAUUACAGAGGCCGUCUUCAUGAGUUGAUCACCGUUGAAGAGCUAGCUAGACACGAACAGAUAGCUAGAUAUAACGAAACUUCAUACAUGCGUCUUCUUAGUCAUUAUGUUUUGACAUCUGCAGGCGAUGGAUCCACCAUUGCCAAAUAUGCACCACCUGGUGAGCUCUUUGCUCAGCUGCCGCUAAGCCGCAGUAUCUCAGAAGAUACGAAAAGCGGCAGACUGUUCCUGAGAGGUUGCAAUAAAGUACUUUUCAAGAAUUUGUCACGAGCCACGAACAUGAUAUUCGAGGCGCACAUAGAGGACAAGUGUACACAGACCGUGUACGUUAGAUUGUCGAAAGAGUGCGUGCACACGUUAAAUUUGGUGGCCAAUACAGAUCUCCAGGUGCAAGUGCAAUUUUUAUUGAAUCGGCUACCUUUCUGCGAGUGGCACAAGACCGUGGAUAGUUUGCCCGAUAUAGGAUUAGUAUUUCUGAACAAGGCCCACGUGGAUAUGAAAGAGAUCAACUUUUUGGAUCUGUUGGGAAGGGACGCGGUCAAUUUCAGAUUUUCAUUGCUCAACGUUGAGCAGAAGAAAGCUUUGGCCGCGAUCACCGCCCCCGACAAAAUUUCAAUGCCACCUGUCCUACUGUUGGGCCCGUUUGGAACGGGGAAAACGUUCACCAUUGCCCAAGCGCUCCGUUACUUGCUCACCAAGAGCUCCGAGUACAAGAUACUGCUCUGCACGCACAGCAACAGCGCUGCCGACCUAUACGUGAAAGAGUUUUUCGACGUUUGGUAUAAAUUCGAGAAAAUACCCCGAUUGAAGCCAGUCAGAAUUUACUACAAAGGUAGAGCCAAGAACACGGUGCAUCCAGUGGUUCAGGAGUACAGUCUAAUGAAAAAGAACGGCACCUUCCGAAACCCGACCGACGAAGAUCUGAGAGAUUGCGGCCUGAUCGUGACCACACUGGCCACGUCCAGCUGCCUCACCAGCCUGAAUCUCUCGUUCACUCACAUAGUGAUCGACGAGGCUGCCCAGGCGUUGGAGUGCGAGGUCCUCAUACCGUUGUCCCUCGUCACCCCUCAGACUCGCCUUGUUCUCGCCGGUGAUCAGAUGCAACUGGCCCCCGAAAUAUACAGCGAUCUUGCAAGCGAGCGUGGCCUUGGCAUAAGCCUGUUGGAGAGGAUCUACGGGAUGUAUCCCCAAACCCAUCCAUGCAGAAUUCAUCUGCACCAGAAUUACAGGGCACACGAGGACAUCAUUAGAUUCACCUCGGAAAUGUUUUACGAGGGGGUGGUGAAACCGGCCAACGACAUGUUGAUACAACACCCCGUCUUAAAACCUUUGACAUUUUACGCCGUUCAAGGUGUGGAAGUACAGGACAUCCACUCGACAGGCUACGCGAACAUGAGCGAGGUGUACGAGCUGGUGAACCGCGUCCAGGAGCUGAGGAACAACUGGCCGGUGGACCGUUGGGGCUCGUACGACGAGAAGUCGAUCGGUGUCCUCGUCUAUUACGCGGAACAGGUUCAAAGGAUCCGAGCCGAAUUACGGGAACGCGGGAUGACGGACGUGUCCGUGGAGAGGGUGUUGAACGUGCAGGGGAAGCAGUUCACAGCCGUGUUCAUAAGCACGGUGCGCACGAAACAUUGCUGCCGAUACUCGGCCGAGAGGAACGUGAAGGACUACGGGUUCCUGACCAAUCCCAGACUCCUGAACACGGCCAUGACGCGUGCCAAGUGUCUGGUUGCCGUGGUCGGUGACCCCGUCGCCCUCUUCACCAUCGGCUCGUGCAGGAAGCUGUGGCAAAGGUAUCUGGAGCUUGCCGAUCUGCACGGCAUCGAUCGGGACACGUUGAAGCACCAUCUCAGCCUGGUGCCCGAGCUCCCUCUCAUCGCCCCGUUGAAUCCAUUGGCAAGAGAAUUCGUACCGAGAAGCAACUUCUGCAUGGUUGUGGAAUACGUGCCGGUCCCAAUGAUGUACCCGGUGUUCCAUUGUCCGUAUUUCUCGUAGUGCCGGCGGAAAUCCGCAUUGGAAUCGAACGAUAUGAUCGAUCGAGCAUUAUCGUCGUUCUUAACCCGACUUCUCUGACCCGACCUUAAGUGUCUUAUUUUCUCUCCUCUUCAUCAUCAUCAUCUUCUUCUCCUUCCCCUUCCUCUUCCCCCUCUUCUUCCACUUCUUCUUUUUUUCCAACCGAAUGUCGAACGAAGAAGAAAGAAUUGAAUUUUUUGGUGGUGCAUCGAUCGUUUUCGAUGAGAAGAUGACGAGAUUUUUUUAAUAUACUUGAUAUUUUGUAAACGUGAUUUCGUGAAAAAAAAAAAAAAAAGAAAAAAUAGCGACGAUACCGUGAAUCGAUGUAGCGCCACUGAUAGAUGUUGGGUUAGAAAGAUUAAUCGGUUGAUCAACGAUGAUGGCUUGUAUGUAUACAUUAUAUAUCUCUGUGUCGGUUAUUGGGGAUUACUAAUCCUUGGAGUGUCUCUAUCUCUAUCUCUCUAUCUGUCUCUCUACCUCCCUACUCUCUUUCUCUCCGUCUCUCUAUCUCUCUCUUUCUCUCUGUGAAUAGAUUUAAGGAAUUAACAAUUGUUGCUAUAUAAAUAGAUUUGAAUUGUGCACUUAGUCUUAUGAAUGUGCCCUCGGAAAUCAAUGUUUAUUAUAGAUCGUAUUAUUUCUUUAAUCCUUUCGCCUUGUUGGUUUAUCAGAGAUGCAUCCGUUUGGAGAUUGUGCAGCUUAUCAUAUACGACACUAUAUAUACCGAUCGAUUAUAGAAAUAUAUUUUUUACUAGUUCCUUUACUAGUUUACGCAGUUUUGUAUGAAUCUUUUAAUAUUCCCUUUUUAAUCACCUUGCAUAUAAGCGGUAUGAUAUGAAAACGUGACGCUGCCCUCACAAAUUGUAAAAUUCACGAAAUGACCGAGGAACGCUUCCUUUUAUUAAAAAAAAAAAAAAAAAAAAAAAAAAAAAAAAAGAAAAAG
Molecule: messenger RNA, 3813 nt
Organism: Apis laboriosa (Himalayan honeybee)
Lineage: Eukaryota; Metazoa; Arthropoda; Insecta; Hymenoptera; Apidae
Product: probable helicase with zinc finger domain
Exons: 5
Coding region: 126-2855 (909 amino acids)
Biological process (GO): regulatory ncRNA-mediated post-transcriptional gene silencing
Cellular component (GO): cytosol; P granule
Molecular function (GO): helicase activity
Source: RefSeq, a predicted model, not a curated record